Molecule: messenger RNA, 864 nt
Organism: Chondrus crispus (carragheen)
Lineage: Eukaryota; Rhodophyta; Florideophyceae; Gigartinales; Gigartinaceae
Exons: 1
Coding region: 1-864 (287 amino acids)
Molecular function (GO): hydrolase activity
Source: RefSeq, a predicted model, not a curated record
AUGGAAAGUCUUUCUGCGCGGCUAGUCCUCACAGCCGUUAUGGGGUUGGGUCUGGCCCUUCUCUCCCUUCCAUCCCGUCUUUCCGCUUCUCGUCCUCAUGGUAUUUGCAUGCUCAACCCCACAUUAUUCUCAUUAUGUCUUCGCUUUCAAAAAUCUGUCCCCUCCUCCGCUGCAGACCUCACACACGCCCUGACAAACAUGCGUUCUUCGUCGAACUCUGAGCCAUUAGCGUUCGAGUAUGCUGCCGCCUGGCUAAUACGUCACUCUUUCUCUGUCAAGCGACAACCUCUUUCUAAGCCGUCAAAGAACGGACCGCGUCGCGAAAACCUACUGGCCAUGUGGCGUAAUAGCGACCCUGCAAAACUCCAGGUCCUGCUGUGCACGCAUCUCGACCUUGUGCCCGGAAGUGGCCGUCCUAUAGGCACUCCGUCUCGUGAUGGCGACCGCCUUCGCGGUCGGGGAACUGUCGAUGCCCGCGGGCAAGCAGCAGGUAUGAUGCUUUCAUUAAAGGAGCUGCGGGAUAGUAGGGUUGGGCUCUUGUUAGUCUCGGGAGAGGAGACCGACCAUGCCGGCAUGCUCGCCGCCGCAGAUCUCGGCUUUGGCUCGCAUCUUAUCCUUGUCAAUGGGGAGCCAACGGAAAGCCAGCUGGGAACAGUCCAGAAGGGCAUGGCGAAAAUAUUGAUCCGAGCAAGCGGUAAAGCUGCCCAUAGCGGGUAUCCUGAGCUAGGUGAAAGCGCUGUGCAUAAACUGGUUGCUUUACUCGGUGACUUAUCGCGGGAACAAUGGCCAAAGAAGGAUGGAGAACACACUACCAUGAACGUCGGUAAGAUAGCAGGUGCACAAGGACCCCGUCCUCUCCUGUGA